CCAACUGUAGGACAAUACCAGAUACCUUGCUCAUAAACCAAUGGAAGGAGUGUUGCCUGAACUAAUAUUCUAUUCUCUGGUAGCUUUAUGUAUUGUUAUAUGGAUUAUUUUGUUUAUAUGGCUUGGCAAUGUUCUGUAUCUAGAGCCCAGCAACAUCCAGCUCAAGCUUCGAAGGCAAGGGAUCAAAGGUCCCCCGCCUGCUUUUGUAAUGGGUAAUAUUCCUGAGAUGAAGCGAAUCAUGUCAAUGGCUGCAGAUGCUCCACGCAGUGAAGCUCAUCUACCACUGGGAUUUUCCACUUCCACUACCUUCCCUUAUUUCGCUCAGUGGACUAAGCUAUAUGGAGGAACAUUCACGUUUGCGCUUGGAAAUGAACAACUUUUGUAUGUGGCCGACACCAAACUAGUGAAGGAAAUAAAUCUCAGCAAAACAUUAGACUUGGGGAAACCUUCUUAUCUGCAGAAGGACCGAGGGCCUUUACUAGGGAAGGGCCUUAUUACCUCAAAUGGUGCAGUUUGGUUCCACCAGAGGAAGACCAUAGCUCCUCAGCUCUUCAUGGAUAAGGUCAAGGGCAAUUUGAACAUAAUGGUGGAAUCUGCAAGCAACCUGGUGAGCUCAUGGCUUGGUUUAAUCGAACUUGGGAGUGGGAGUGGGUGUGCAGACAUAAGAGUGGAUGAUUACAUUAGAAGCUUCACCUCUACUGUAAUUUCAAAGAUGAUGUUUGGAAGCCACCAUUCCAAAGCAGUUGAAUUGUUUCCGAAGUGUAGGGCCCUUAUGAAGAACUUGCAAACUCCGACAAUACUCAAAGGGAUUCCUUUCUUCAGAUAUUUACCAACCAAGGAAAAUCGGGAUGUAUGGAGACUAGAGAGAGAGAUUCACGCUUCACUUAUUGACAUAGUAAAGGAAAAUCCCGAAGCUGCAUCUGAUAAAAUGGCUCAGAUUAUCAUGGAGAGUGCUAAGACUGGUGAACUUGGGCCAUCCACACUCGACCAGUACAUAGUUGACAAUUGCAAGGAUGUGUACCUUGCUGGAUUUGAAGUGACUGCUGUGGCCACAUUAUGGGGUUUAGUUCUGUUGGCUUCAAAUCCUGAAUGGCAAGCUCGCCUCCGUGCUGAAAUUUUUGAAGUUUGUGGAGGCCAUGUACCAGAUACCAAUAUGCUUGGCAAGAUGAAACUACUGAAGAUGGUGAUUCAAGAGGUGCUAAGGCUUUACCCAGGAGUUGCAUUUGUGUCAAGGCAGACCUUGAAAGAUGUGAAGCUUGGUGAUAUUUUGGUUCCAAAAGGUGUCAACAUUUGGAUCUGGAUACCAGCGCUUCACCAAGACCCUGAGUUGUGGGGAUCUGAUGCUGAAAAGUUCAACCCUGAGAGGUUUGCUAAUGGGAUUUCGGGGGCCUGCAAGUCUCCCAAUGCCUACAUUCCAUUUGGUGUAGGGACCCGAAUGUGUCCUGGCCAGAACUUAGCCAUUACAGAAAUGAAGAUCUUGUUUACUAUCAUUCUAUCACACUUCUCCCUCUCCAUCUCUCCUAAUUAUCUCCAUUCCCCUCGCUUGAAUUUGCUGCUAGAGCCCGAAUAUGGGGUGAAUCUCAUCAUCAGGAAGAUAUGAGAGAAUCAACCCCAAAGAAGAUGAAAUGAACCUACCAGCCUAAGAUGCACAAGGGUUCAGGUAAUCUUCAGUGCUAAACUCAAGUAUCUUGAUACCAAGCUGUAUGUGCGGUGUGAAAUGCAUGGCGAUAUGUAUUUGGCUUCCUAUAAUGGCUAACAUUAUGAUAUCGAUGCCUAGCUAUGUAUUUUGUGAAAUAGAUUGUCUUGUGUAUUUGGUCUCCUGUAAUGUCUACCAUUCUGCUAGCGAUCCAUGCUAUAUAUAUGGCAAUAUGUAUUUUGUGAAAUAGAUUGUAUCGUGUAUUUGGUCUCC
Messenger RNA from Vitis vinifera (wine grape), 1909 nucleotides. Its product is annotated as cytochrome P450 714C2. Bases 41 to 1600 code for a protein of 519 amino acids. The record is from RefSeq and is a predicted model, not a curated record. The transcript has 5 exons. Lineage: Eukaryota; Viridiplantae; Streptophyta; Magnoliopsida; Vitales; Vitaceae. Gene Ontology annotation, molecular function: iron ion binding; oxidoreductase activity, acting on paired donors, with incorporation or reduction of molecular oxygen; heme binding.